Messenger RNA from Fusarium keratoplasticum, 1179 nucleotides. RefSeq lists its product as uncharacterized. The transcript has 2 exons. The coding region runs from base 1 to 1179 and encodes 392 amino acids. NCBI's taxonomy places the organism in Eukaryota, Fungi, Ascomycota, Sordariomycetes, Hypocreales, Nectriaceae. The record is from RefSeq and is a predicted model, not a curated record.
AUGGCUGCUCUGUUGCCUCACGCAAUCCCCCCAGCCACCACUCCGACCUGGCCAUCCCGAUCUACCUCGCUGCCCAUGUCGAUGCGCCAGAAGUCUUGUCGCGCCUCGGCUGCCGAGGCCAAGUCACCCGACUACCUCCCUCAGUCGCUCUUAGAGUCGCUACAUGGCAUGCCGCUCACUUCCGAUGAAUGGUCCAAGGCUAUCGCCGACGUCAAGAGAGAGUAUCUCAACCGCCGCUACCGUCCCUGUGCGACUCGAUGUUGUGAGAUCUUGGAUAACAUCAAGGACUCUAGUGUCAUUGAGCCUGCCUAUCUCAUCUACCUUCACUUCUACGCUGCCAGCUCUUUGGAAAUGCUCGCCCGCGCUCUCAACCAAGGCUCUGCAACACGCACUUCCCUCCUUCACCAGGCCCGUGAUCACUACCAACGCGCUUCCACCCUCAUCAACGCUGCCGACUCAGCUGUCGGUCCAGCCCUCCUCCGCAGACCCUCUGGCACUACCACCACCCUCCCCAGUCUUCACUCCGCCGACAGCUCAGUCAGCUCCUAUGCCUCGUCAACAUGGACCUCAUCCCACGGGGCCUCCCCGGCCUCCUCUAUCUCGUCGAUCCAGGACACGCCUCGCCCCAAGCGCAAGAAGCGUGUGACUUUUAGUGAAGUGCCCAUCGAACUCCUCGAGCGCCCCGACUCGCCGACCCUAGGUCUCGGCAGCUUGCUAGGUUCCGUCCGCUCAGCGUCGCCCGAUCCCCUUGACGCCGAGUCGUCCGUCAUGCCGGCACCCAUCCGGCCCUCGGCCCCUCUCCCCCGAUCAUGCCUCACCCCACGCUCUGCCCCGGCAGAGUCCGUCUCCUACUCCGACUCUGAACUCGACCCCUUCCGCCACGCGCGCUCGGUGCAUCGCUACAGCGCUCUUCUGACCAGCCUGCAGCGACAGGUUUUUCGGCAUCUGACCUUUAUUGAGUCGGAGCUUCUUGAGAUCGUCGCUCAAGAGGCAGUGCCACCAUCUCCUGUUUCCGUUAUGGUGGUGCAUCCUGUGCAUCCUUCCAUCGAUGCAGGCCGCUCACCGGAGCUGCAGGCCCGCAUAGAGCGGCUGCGAGCCAAAGGAUGGGAACGAAAGCGGUUCGAUGCACGGCGCUAUGAGGAGCUUCGCGAGAGCGCCGUGGCGGACCUGGUAGAUUGA